GGUAUUGAGUAAUCAACACACAGCAAAACACAGCAAGACGGCAACGAAGAAGUAGACCGACAGCUCCUCCAGCUACUGUACGAUAAUGGACACACGGUUCACCCGAGGGAAAUCCACCAUCUUGGAGCGCCCCUUGACCAGACCCAAGACGGAAGUCAGCGUGAGCGCGUUUGCGUUGCUGUUCUCCGAGAUGGUGCAGUACUGCCAGAGCCGAGUGUACUCGGUUACUGAGCUGCAGACGCGUCUGGCCGACAUGGGCCAAAGCGUGGGGGCCGGCAUGCUGGACGUGCUGGUUAUGAGGGAGAAGAACGGCAAACGGGAGACCAAAGUGCUCAACAUGCUGCUCUUUAUCAAGGUGAACGUAUGGAAGUCUUUGUUUGGGAAAGAGGCGGACAAGCUGGAGCAGGCCAACGACGACGACAAGACGUACUACAUCAUCGAGAAGGAGCCGCUCAUCAACGCCUACAUCUCCGUGCCCAAGGAGAACAGCAGCUUGAACUGCGCCGCCUUUACCGCGGGCAUCGUGGAGGCCAUCCUCACGCACAGCGGCUUCCCCGCCAAGGUGACCGCCCACUGGCACAAAGGCACCACACUCAUGAUCAAGUUUAACGAGUCGGUCAUAGCCCGGGACAAGGCUUUGGACGGCAGAUAAACACGAGGGGACUUGUUCCUUUUUGCAGGUCACGCACCAAAAACAGGUCGGACUUUAUUGGAGUAAGACUGUGAUAUUCUGGAUGGAUGAAAACAUCUCUUUCAUUCUGUUUUCCACUCUUGACUAGAUCGUGUGUUGAUGUCACGCCUGAAUUUUGCACAGGGAAAAAAACAUCAUUCCUAUUACAGAUGGUUUUUGUUUCAAAA
Messenger RNA from Nerophis lumbriciformis (worm pipefish), 858 nucleotides. It is a transcript of the gene trappc5, whose product is annotated as trafficking protein particle complex subunit 5. Gene Ontology annotation, biological process: endoplasmic reticulum to Golgi vesicle-mediated transport. The record is from RefSeq and is a predicted model, not a curated record. Lineage: Eukaryota; Metazoa; Chordata; Actinopteri; Syngnathiformes; Syngnathidae. Gene Ontology annotation, cellular component: TRAPPIII protein complex; TRAPPII protein complex; TRAPPI protein complex.